GACUAGGAGGAGUCAGUCUUCAGUGAGGUGAUAACGUAAACACGCCCAUUCCCCAGUGAUUUUUCCCGAUUCCGCUGUCUGCUGAGGCGAGAUGAACCGGAGAUCGCGGCCUACGCCAAGCAGAUUUAUGGUCUGCAUUAUGUCUGGAGCCUGCACUGCGCCUGCUCUCUUCCUCCUCCUCGGCUGUUCUGCGCUUGCGCUGGGCGUUGGCUCGGGCUCCCCAGAGCACCGUGAUGCAGAGUACUACGUGGCUGCCGUGUACGAGCACCGGUCGGUCCUGAGCCCAAACCCUCUGGAGCUCAGUAGCCGCCAGAAGGCCCUGGAGCUCAUGAAGCAGAACCUCGACGUCUAUGAACAGCAAGUGAUGGCUGCAGCCCAGAAGGGUGUACAGAUUAUAGUGUUCCCAGAAGAUGGCAUCCAUGGGUUUAACUUCACAAGAACAUCCAUUUACCCAUUCUUGGACUUCAUGCCAUCUCCCAGCCUGGUCAAGUGGAACCCAUGUCUGGAGCCCUUUCGGUUCAACGACACAGAGGCUUAUUACUCUUUCAUCUUAGAAGACUCUCUCCCAAACUAGCACAGACACUUGGAACUGGACAAUAUGCAGACUGAGACUUUAGAGCACUUAAUACUAAAUGGAAUGUCUUCAUCAAACCUCUUUUCUCAAAGGCUCAAGGAUCUCUGUGGAAGAGGAGGGACAGGUUGUAAGAAUAAGAGGAGGCCAGCCUGGACUACAAAGGGAAUUCCAGGACAGCCAAUGUUGUUACACAGAAAAACCCUAUUGAACCCCUCCUCCAAAGGAGCCAUAGAAGAUGGGUAACUCCAUGGAACAUGUCUUGCAGACACAACAGAACUGAUACACACAUGAAUUCAGAGACUGUGGCUGCAUGCACAAAGCCUACACAUUUCAAGACAAGUAGGGCAUCAACACUGAAGGGAAAAGUAGACAGGGCUCCCACCUCUAACCAAGAAAUGAUCUGCAAUUUAUAACCACUGACAAAGGAAAAAUUAGUUUUUCCCACUAAUUAAGCAUAUUUCAGUGAAGGCCCUAUGCCUAUGAAUAGCUGGACAACAACCAUUAUUUUUGUAUUAUUAAAUAUAAAAAUACGUUUUAUAUUUUGUAGAUUUUUUUGUCUCAUUUUCUGAAAGACUAUUUGUCUCAUCUACUCUGAAAAGAAAACAGAGGAUUCUAAACACACAAAAGAAAAGCAACCUUUUGGCUCCUGUUUAAGAGACGGCUUCCUGACUUAGCAUUAGUGGCAAUAACUGUGCAGCUGCUGCCAAACACUUAUUAGGUGAUUAAGAGCAGCCAGUGGCAUUCUACUCGGUGACAGUAUGGACCCAGAAACUCCCCAGAGUUGAGAUGGUAAACAUGGCUUCCUCCAGUACCUCUGCUAUGAAGCUAAGCUCUCACAUACCAAGGACCUGGGCAAAGUCAGCUUCUAAAGCCUCUACUUUAGUCCUAGCCACACCCACAAGAAGCAAAAAAGCAAAAAAAAACCUUUAAUUUUACAAUGUGUUUAAAAAUAUACCUAGGCUCAGGAGACAAAAAGAGAAGGUAUAGACAGUCAUAAAAAAUAUAUAGUUUUAAAAUAUAAAAAGUAAGUGAGGUAAUAUAAAAAAGCCACGUAAAGAUGGAAAACACACAGAAGAGUCUGGACACUGUAUGUUACCAUGUUGUCUUUGAAUUGUUUAACUACUGAGGAAGGAGUAACAGCUGCAAAGAGACAUUUGAUUAUAAAUGUUGCUGGAUUAAUUCAGCCUAUGUAUAUUGAAAAUGCCUUGGCUUCAAAAUUUAAGUAAAUGAUAUGUUACUUUGGAGAAGAGGUUAUGUUUUUGUUUCCACAGGAAAUGAGAGGCUGAGGAUUCAUUCUGGGUUAAGAAAAAUAAGGUUUGAUGGGGGAAGACCCCUGAAAAAUCACCGAUGGGAAUGGAUGGCCCAGAUGUUACAAUGUUUAAGAGCACCUCUGUUGCAGUUUCCUCUGAGUAUUUGCUUUGAACUUUUUUUGUCUUACUGUUCUUUUGCUUACUUAUUUUGAUUUCCAGUUUUUUUUUGUGUGUUUUUGUGUGUCUUUUCUGUUUAUUUUUAAGGAGAUGGGAAAAGGUAGAGAA
This is a messenger RNA of Cricetulus griseus (Chinese hamster), 2109 nucleotides long. The record is from RefSeq and is a predicted model, not a curated record. Lineage: Eukaryota; Metazoa; Chordata; Mammalia; Rodentia; Cricetidae.